Aaosphaeria arxii CBS 175.79 is the source of this 1082-nucleotide messenger RNA. RefSeq names its product 40S ribosomal protein-like protein S2. Lineage: Eukaryota; Fungi; Ascomycota; Dothideomycetes; Pleosporales. The transcript has 4 exons. Gene Ontology annotation, biological process: translation. Gene Ontology annotation, molecular function: structural constituent of ribosome; RNA binding. The coding region runs from base 88 to 864 and encodes 258 amino acids. The record is from RefSeq and is a predicted model, not a curated record. Gene Ontology annotation, cellular component: cytosolic small ribosomal subunit; ribosome.
CACGACUUUCACGACUUUCGACGACGACGACAAUACUGACCCACCCCCAGCACAGCCUUUAAGUUCAACCCCGUCGAACAAUACAACAUGGCUGAUUCCGGCGCACGCGGAGGAUUUGGAUCUCGAGGUGAUCGUGGCGGUGACCGUGGUCGUGGACGUGGCCGUGGCCGUGGCCGCCGCGGUGGAAAGAGCGAGGAGAAGGAAUGGCAGCCCGUCACCAAGCUCGGCCGUCUCGUAAAGGCUGGCAAGAUAAAGAGCAUGGAGGAGAUCUACCUCCACUCUCUCCCCAUCAAGGAGUACCAGAUCGUCGACUUCUUCCUCCCCAAGCUCAAGGACGAGGUCAUGAAGAUCAAGCCCGUCCAGAAGCAGACCCGUGCCGGACAGCGAACCCGCUUCAAGGCCAUCGUCGUCAUCGGUGACUCCGAGGGCCACGUCGGUCUCGGCAUCAAGACCUCCAAGGAAGUCGCUACCGCCAUCCGCGCCGCCAUCAUCAUCGCCAAGCUCAGCGUCGUGCCCAUCCGAAGAGGCUACUGGGGCACCAACCUCGGAGAGCCUCACUCCCUCCCCACCAAGGAGAGCGGAAAGUGCGGUUCCGUCACCGUCCGCCUCAUCCCCGCGCCCCGCGGUACUGGCCUCGUCGCCUCCCCCGCCGUCAAGCGUCUCCUCCAGCUCGCUGGUGUGUCCGACGCAUACACCGCCUCCGCGGGCUCCACCAAGACCCUCGAGAACACCCUCAAGGCCACCUUCGUCGCCGUCGCCAACACCUACGGCUUCCUCACCCCCAACCUGUGGAAGGAGACCAAGCUCUCCAAGUCUCCUCUGGAGGAGUACAGCGACGUCCUCCGCGAGGGUAAGAGGUAUUAGGAGGUUUUUGUUCUUCUUUCUGAGGCAAGGUAGAAGAGGAGAAAUGGGUCUUUAUAAACUAGCAUAUCCGGGUUCCUUCAACGGCGUGGAGUAGUGCAUUUUUGGGACCGCCUUCCAUGUGUGUGUGUGUGUGUGUGUGUGCGUGCGAAUGCAAAACAAAAAAUGUCAGACACAAACUUCUUCAUGAACGAUUUCAUUAAAACUUUUCCAAAACAAAA